AUGCGCCACACUGUAUACACGGUACCUGAUAGAAAACCGCCAUGGUCGCCUUUUAGGCAGCUCACUGGGACGCAAGGCGGAACAGGUAAUGCAUGUGUUGGUGCCGUAUGUUUUUACUUCCGGGUCUCGGAUCGAUCUUCGGAAUUGAAGAUUGGUUCAAAGUUCGGAGCCAAAGCUAUGGUAUCCAGUGACAACGGCGUGUUUUUUCACUACUACCCACUACGGACGGUACGUACCUACUACCUACUCUCCGUGUUUCAGGCCGAGUUGCGAGACGCUAGAGUUCAACAUGUCCCCCCGCCUUCCGAGUCCCGAGUUCAGUCGAAUCAUGGUCAGCGGAUGAACACGCUCUCGUUCGCGACUUUUUACCAUGGAUGGAACCUCUAA
Messenger RNA from Pyricularia oryzae 70-15, 387 nucleotides. RefSeq lists its product as uncharacterized. Lineage: Eukaryota; Fungi; Ascomycota; Sordariomycetes; Magnaporthales; Pyriculariaceae. The coding region runs from base 1 to 387 and encodes 128 amino acids. The transcript has 4 exons. The record is from RefSeq and is a predicted model, not a curated record.